AUGACCACGACCCUCGCCUACAGCAACGGCGCACGGCUCCUCGCCGUGUCGUCAGCGGGCGGCGCAGCGCUCCGCUCGCUUCGCUUCGCUCUCUCGGGCGGGCCGAGCUCCGUUCAGGCCGCGCCUGACGGAACGGCGGGCCCGUGCUCCUGGUUCGAUCCAGACUCCGAGUACGCGUGGCUCGCUGAUGCCGCCGAGGCCGGCGUGACGGCUUGGGCUGAGGACCUUGUCCUAGCCGGGCUCGUCGUCGCGGUGGCGGCCAGUGCACUCGGCCGCGCGCUGUGGAGGGCCAAGCUUGCGCCAAGUGCCUACCGGCUGGUCCAGCACGACGCAACCGAUAGCUCGCCGUGUCGCAUCGAGCUCCGCCAAGAUGGGGCAGAUCCGAUGGUUGCACCGGGCGAGCUGCAAUGGCCUGACGUGCUUGGCAGCCGAGAGGCGGCGGUCGAGAGCUCCAAGCUGCAUGUCGCCUCGCUGAUGAGCAUCCCGUCGUGGACGUCGACGCUGCUCAUUGUCAACGUCUGA
This is a messenger RNA of Emiliania huxleyi CCMP1516, 522 nucleotides long. RefSeq lists its product as hypothetical. The record is from RefSeq and is a predicted model, not a curated record. The transcript has a single exon. NCBI's taxonomy places the organism in Eukaryota, Haptophyta, Isochrysidales, Noelaerhabdaceae. Bases 1 to 522 code for a protein of 173 amino acids.